AUGAGGGCAGAGGCGUAUGAGGAGAAUUGUCCACCGACUCGAUUCCCGAGGUGUGUUAGACGAACAGGUCUUAUUAUCGUCAAUAAAAGAAGUUCUAGAGCCCUGACAGCCCUUGACCCAGGCCGCGUCAGAAGCCCUUGUCUCAUACUCUUGCUCCAAGAACCAUAUAACAACAAAAAUGGUAUAGAGGGCCUUGGAAUGGGUACAAGGAUCGUUAAACACGGGAAUACACCACCAUUGGCGGUUAUAGCUGUUAUAAACCCAGAAAUCACGGUGACAAAGCUCGGACACUUGUGUAACACACACUUUGUGAUCGCGGAGCUCAUACAAAGCAACAAAAGCACUUAUGUGGCAAGUGGAUAUUUCCAACUCUGCCACGACAUCGAUGAACACAUAGAUCACGUGCAAAAAGUGAUGGAACAGCUCAGAGGUAAAGAACUACUAAUUGCCAUAGAUGCUAAUGCACGCUCCACCCUAUGGGGAGCACAGAAAACAAACACCAAAGGUGAAAAACUUGAAGCAUUGUUCGCCCAGUGGGGAUUACAGGUCGUAAAUGAAGGGGACAUGGCUACCAUCUCGUCGGAAAUCGGAGAAGGUCACCCAGAUGUGACGCUGGCAACACCUAAAAUGUAUGAAAACAUCUCCGGAUGGAAAGUACGCGAUGGCUGGACAUCCAGUGAUCACAGAGCAAUCACGUUCACAAUCAAAACCAGUAAAAACGUGAAAAUAGUCAAUACCCAAAGCAGCGACAGCUGCAAGGGGUAUGUGACGAGUAAAGCCGAGUGGAAUUUCGUUACGGAGCGAUUAAUGCAAGAGUGGCAUAGCAAACCGUAUAACGAUCUAACUAACCGAACCCAGGUCAUUGACCAGGUAAAACACGUCAGUAAAGCACUACGGAAAGCCUGCAACACAUCCAUACCUAUUCGGAAUAGUCGAGCCAGGAAGGUUCCAUGGUGGAAUCCUGAGCUCACACGACUGAAAAAAGUGGCAUACAGGGCUAGAAGGAAACUUCAAAGGAAUAAAGAUCCUACAAAGAGAGCACAAAAACUCGAAGAAUAUAGAAGGGAGAAAUGGAUCUACCAUCAAUGCGGUAUUAUGAAAACAACCUUGCCAGGUUAUGGUUUCCGGAAACCUCGCAUGGCCUAUUAA
Molecule: messenger RNA, 1149 nt
Organism: Diachasmimorpha longicaudata
Lineage: Eukaryota; Metazoa; Arthropoda; Insecta; Hymenoptera; Braconidae
Exons: 4
Coding region: 1-1149 (382 amino acids)
Molecular function (GO): catalytic activity
Source: RefSeq, a predicted model, not a curated record